Molecule: messenger RNA, 558 nt
Organism: Paramecium primaurelia
Lineage: Eukaryota; Ciliophora; Oligohymenophorea; Peniculida; Parameciidae
Source: the annotation of a GenBank genome assembly
AUGUCAAAUUUUUUUUAUAAUCCAUCUGAUAAAUAUAUCCGUCUAUAACCUUACAAACAAAGUGAAGUUCCAUUCACGACUAAAUGUGAGAAAAAAUCCUUUCAUUAGAAAAGAAAAUUUCUUUAUAGAAUAUUGAUAGAAAUAAGCAAGUUAACUGAAAAUAGAGGCAUUCUGUAAUUAAAUACUCAGACUUUAACUAAAAAAGUUGUUUUUUUUUAAAAUGUUGAUGAAUUUUUCGAGUAGAUACUAUCCUCUACCUUCUAAAAGUAUAUAGUAGAUGCUGUUAUUGAAUUAUCAUAAAAAAUUAAAUACUCACCUACUAUUACAGAUGACGAUAAAAAAGAAUUUAUAAAAGGCUUAAAAAUUUCGGAGGCAUAAACAAUGAGUAGUUUAUGUAAAUAAAAAAAAAAAAAGGCUUAAAAUAAAUUACGAGGUAUUUUAGAACAAUAAGUGAAUAAUGAAACUCAAAAUAAUUUAAAUGACAUUGAAAAUCAAAUAUAAGAAAGCAUUACAAAUAUCAUAGAAAAUUUAUAGGAAAUUUUUACUAAGGAGCAAUGA